GGCCGCAGCGGCGGAAAGCUGCACCCUCGCCAAGACCCAGACGGCAGCAGGAGCCAAGCGGCCUGGGUAUUGGCGUCGCCAUGAACUCCUCAGGCGGCCCGGGGGCCGAGAACGCAAGCCAGGCAGGCGGCGAGGGCGGCUGGCAGCCUGAGGCUGUCCUCGUGCCCCUCUUCUUCGCGCUCAUCUUCCUCGUGGGCACCGUGGGCAACGCGCUGGUGCUCGCGGUGCUGCUGCGCAGCGGCCAGGCCGUCAGCACCACGAACCUGUUCAUCUUGAACCUGGGCGUGGCCGACCUGUGCUUCAUCCUGUGCUGCGUGCCCUUCCAGGCCACCAUCUACACCCUGGACGGCUGGGUGUUCGGCUCGCUGCUCUGCAAGGCCGUGCAUUUCCUCAUCUUCUUCACCAUGCACGCCAGCAGCUUCACGCUGGCAACCGUCUCCCUGGACAGGUAUCUGGCUAUCCGCUACCCGCUGCACUCCCGCGAGCUGCGUACGCCUAGAAACGCGCUGGCGGCCAUCGGGCUCAUCUGGGGUCUGGCGCUGCUGUUCUCCGGGCCCUACCUGAGCUACUACAGCCAGUCGCAGCUGGCCAACCUGACCGUGUGUCACCCAGCGUGGAGUGCGCCUCGCCGCCGCGCCAUGGACCUCUGCACCUUCGUUUUCAGCUACCUGUUGCCAGUACUGGUUCUUGGCCUGACCUACGCGCGCACCCUGCGCUACCUGUGGCGCGCUGUAGACCCGGUGGCUGCAGGCUCCGGGGCUCGGCGCGCCAAGCGCAAGGUGACGCGCAUGAUAGUCAUCGUGGCCGUGCUCUUCUGCCUCUGUUGGAUGCCCCACCACGCGCUUAUUCUCUGCGUGUGGUUCGGCCGCUUCCCGCUCACACGCGCCACUUACGCCCUGAGGAUCCUCUCGCACUUGGUCUCCUACGCCAACUCCUGCGUUAACCCCAUCGUCUAUGCGCUGGUCUCCAAGCACUUCCGCAAGGGUUUCCGCAAGGUCUGCGCAGGCCUGCUGGGCCGUACUCCGCGCGGAGCCUCGGGCCACGUGUGCGUUGUGGCCCCGGGCAUCCACAAUGGCUGUGUCCUGGAGAGAGAGUCCACCGACCUGACGCAUGUGAGCGAAGUGGCCGGGGCCCCCAGUCCCUGUCCUGGCUUUUCCCAGCUGAGCACCCUGGAGCCAGGUCCCUGGCCCAUUGCAGAACCAAAGUGCCCCUAAUAAGAUCUUGACUAUUGGGCCAGGGAUUUAGCUCAGUGGUUCCGCCACCUGCCUCACAAGGACCCGAGUUCGAUCCCCGGUACCAAACAAACAAACAAAACAAACAAACAAAAAACAAAUCCUAUUUAUGUGACCUCAAGCCUCAAGGCCCUUAACCUGUAACCUUGGAUAUUUGAUGGGCUGGAGUCAGAGGUUGGGGAUUAGG
This is a messenger RNA of Fukomys damarensis (Damara mole-rat), 1419 nucleotides long. RefSeq names its product galanin receptor 2 (gene Galr2). Gene Ontology annotation, biological process: adenylate cyclase-modulating G protein-coupled receptor signaling pathway; negative regulation of adenylate cyclase activity; neuropeptide signaling pathway. The transcript is spliced from 2 exons. Lineage: Eukaryota; Metazoa; Chordata; Mammalia; Rodentia; Bathyergidae. The record is from RefSeq and is a predicted model, not a curated record. The coding region runs from base 81 to 1214 and encodes 377 amino acids. Gene Ontology annotation, molecular function: galanin receptor activity. Gene Ontology annotation, cellular component: membrane.